Molecule: messenger RNA, 1465 nt
Organism: Cuscuta campestris
Lineage: Eukaryota; Viridiplantae; Streptophyta; Magnoliopsida; Solanales; Convolvulaceae
Source: the annotation of a GenBank genome assembly
AAACGAAAGGAGUAUUUUAAUUUUGUUUACAAGAAGAGAAAAAUUAUAGACUGCAUAUUCUUAUGGUUAUUAUGAAAAUAAAAAAGUGAUAAUUUUUUUUAAUUUUCUAAAAAAGUAAAAGAUAAUUAAUUCAAAAGGAAGAGAGUCUAGUUUUUACAUAUACGAGUUGUUGGUUUGCCAAAUCCUUCCCUACAAAGUCUUGUUAUUUUAUUCCUCUGCUCUCGUCCACACCCAAAUAUCCAUAGACCCUCACCACGCCAUGCAGUCAACGAGUCAACUCCAAGUUCCGCCGGAGAGGCUGACGGAGAAGAAGGUGGCGGAUUUAGUCGGCGACAAACGGAGACUGGUGGAGGUGCCGUACACCGCCACCCUGGCGGACACCAUGAACACCCUCCUCGCCAACCGCGUGGCGGCCGUGCCGGUGGCGGCGCCGCCGGGACAGUGGAUCGGAGCCGGCGGUUCCAUGAUUCUGGAGUACGAUAAACGCACCGGCGCCGCCAGGAAGCACUAUAUCGGGAUGGUGACGAUGCUCGACGUCUUGGCUCAGAUCGCCGGCGACGGCGACGAUGACGUGGCGGAUUUUGACCUGAAAAUGUCGGUUCCGGUAUCGUCUAUAAUUGGCCACUGCCUAGAAAGCCUCACCUUGUGGACACUCAAUCCUGGCAUGAGCCUUGUGGACUGCAUGGAAGUCUUCAGCAAAGGCAUUCACCGAGCCAUGGUCCCAUUCGAAGGCCAGGCAGAUAACGCGCCGGGCGUGGAGAUCGUCGAAUCGGCAUCGAGCUACCGAAUGCUCACGCAAAUGGACGUGUUGAGGUUCUUGAGAGAAUGCGCGGGCCAACACGACGACGAGCUCAAAGCCGUGAUGUCGCACCGCCUCAAGGACAGCAAUGCGGUGGCGGCGGACGCGGUUUUCGGGGUGACCGAUAAGGCGAGGGUCAUCGACGCCAUCAAAUGUAUGAGGGCGGCUUCUCUUAACGCCGUGCCCAUUGUCGAGUCUUCGGUUUCUGUGCAAGAAGAUCACAGGCAACUUGUUAAUGGUAAAAACCGGAAAGUGACGGGGACAUUUUCGGCGACGGACCUACGGGCAUGCCCGAUACCAGUGCUCGAGACGUGUCUGAAAUGGAGGGUGGUCGACUUCCUGCGGAAGCUGUCCGAGUCGCCGGCGCACGAAUCGGCGGGGGUGCGGUCGACGUGGAAGGAGCCGGUGGCUUGCGGCGCGGAGGUGACGGUGGGGGAGGCGGUGGAGAAGGCGGUGCGCCACCGGGUGCACCGCGUGUGGGUGGUCGAUGACAAGGGUCUGCUCCAAGGGGUUGUGUCCCUGACUGAUAUGGUCAGAGUCAUCCGCCUCUGCUUGCUCUCUCUGUCUCACUGACCCCAGCCGAGACGACUCCCCCAUUAUAUAUUUAUGAAUUGUCUUGUCUUUAUAAUAAUAAGUUGGGGAGGGAAUUAAAAUAGUGUGUGCUAU